AUGGCGUUUGAUCACGCGGCCGUCGCUCACGUGACUACCAUUAUCGAAUUGAUCACGAUGCUCAUCGCGCUCUGCUUCGCCAAGUUGCCCACAUGGUGGAUCAACAGUACGCUCCGCCUCCUGCUCUCGGACGAGCCCGUUUUGCAAGAGCUACUGGACAGUGCUGGUCUUGUCUUCGCGCCCAGUCUUUUAGAGGCGGUCCAAUUUACCGCGCCACCAACCCUAGACUGGUUCAAAUCACUGCCCACUAGAGCUCAUAAGCGAUGGGGUGUCUACGUGAUCGUUCUCGAGAAACAAGGCUCGCGGCCACGCAUCUACGUCGGCAGCGGUACUGGCGCGGAUAAAGGCGUUUCAAAUCGUAUUGCCAAUUAUGACAACCGCACCACUUUUCCACACUACGUCGAAAAGGCAUUCAACGAGGGAUUCAAUGUCACGAACAAAGGUCUGUUAUUGUGGGCGCCUAUUCCACGCCCUGGAUCGGUUCCAAAGCUUCGUCUGCUCUUCCUUAAGAUGGAAUGCGCGUUCGCUUUCGUUUUCUGGUCCAUGAGACGCACACCGAAGAUGCUCGAGCAAGCACCAGAGCUUUGUCCGUGGCCUUUGGACGCUCUCCAAUAUGAUGGCGUCUGUUCACACGCCGCAAUGAGUGAGAAGGGCAUAGGCGAUAUUGGACUCAGCGAAGCACAACUUGAGGCUAUCGCAGUGGAGGCGAAGGAGCGCAAGGCUGCAGCGUAUAAGGCCUAUCGGCAGACAGCAGAGCGGAAGGCAAAGGUCGCAUCGGAAAUAACAGAAGCCAAAGCAAUCGCCGCGAAGCUCACUGCACAAGAACCAGUCAAGGCACCGAAGGGCACUCCGCACUACCGCGCCCGGAAGCGCAAGACGCAGGCUGAAAAUGCCAAGCGUAACCCAGACCAGGCCAAAGCCUCCAUGAAUGCCGCGAAUAACACAUACAAGGCCAAGGCGCUUCGCGAGAAGAAGUACCACGAUCCCAUCUGCGACAAGGCUUUCCCUACCAAGCAGAAGCUCGCUCGCCAUAUGAUCAGCGACAUCCACACGGAAGAGUAG
This is a messenger RNA of Fulvia fulva, 1062 nucleotides long. RefSeq lists its product as uncharacterized. The coding region runs from base 1 to 1062 and encodes 353 amino acids. The transcript has a single exon. NCBI's taxonomy places the organism in Eukaryota, Fungi, Ascomycota, Dothideomycetes, Mycosphaerellales, Mycosphaerellaceae. The record is from RefSeq and is a predicted model, not a curated record.